CAGAAGACAGAUGAGAUGCAUAGUAAAAAACAGGUCCAAUUAACAGUGGGUGGUAUGGCUGAACAUGGAUGUUCAGAAGUGGAUACCAGCCCCAAAACUGGAUUUGUUUAUGACGGUCGCCUUACAUCACAUUUCUGUGCCUGGAAUAAAGACUUCACUGAACGACCAGAACGCAUCGAAGGCUGUUAUUUUCGUAUUCAAGAACUGGGACUGGUCAGUCGCUGCAGACAUGUGCCUGUGAGGCCAGCCAGUGAUGAAGAAGUGCGGCUGUGUCAUACAGAUAAGCAUAUAGAAUUACUGAAGAAGACUAAGACAAUGACCUCAGAAGAGCUGAGCCAUAUGUCCCAGUCCUAUGACUAUAUCUACUUCCACAAAAAUGUGGAUGAAAAUGCACGCCUUGCUGUCGGAGGGGCAAUUGAUCUCAUGGACCAGAUUAUGAGUGGCAAGGGCUGUUAG
This is a messenger RNA of Pomacea canaliculata, 456 nucleotides long. Its product is annotated as histone deacetylase 10-like. Lineage: Eukaryota; Metazoa; Mollusca; Gastropoda; Architaenioglossa; Ampullariidae. The coding region runs from base 16 to 456 and encodes 146 amino acids. Gene Ontology annotation, cellular component: histone deacetylase complex. The transcript has 6 exons. The record is from RefSeq and is a predicted model, not a curated record. Gene Ontology annotation, molecular function: histone deacetylase activity. Gene Ontology annotation, biological process: chromatin organization.